This is a messenger RNA of Adineta steineri, 606 nucleotides long. The record is from the annotation of a GenBank genome assembly. NCBI's taxonomy places the organism in Eukaryota, Metazoa, Rotifera, Eurotatoria, Adinetida, Adinetidae.
AUGGAUAAAUUUGAUAGACCAAUUGUGAAUAAAAUACUUGAUUAUGUAGUUAAUUUAUUUUCUAAAUCCGUAUUAGAUCAAUUAGCAGUUAAAACAUUAAUAUUAAUCGAUUUUGAUGAUUAUUUACGUGUAUUUGAUGACAAUGAAAUAGAGUUCGCUGACACUAUCAAAUCGUCGUCACAAUUACCAUCUUUCGGUCUAGCAUUAAGUCGUCGUUCAUCAGUAUCUUUGACAAAUUCACAUGCAACAAAUUUAUGUCAUUUAUCUGAUAAAGUUUUUCGUUCAUAUUUAACAACAAUUCAAGAUACAUUUUUAUCUCGGACGUCAUCAGAACUUGCAUUACAAUCAGCAAGUGAAUUUCGUUUAAUACCUAAUAAUUUAGCUAUUUUCUCUUAUGAAUAUCGUUUAUAUUUAAAUCUGUUAACACCAUCUGAUAUUCGUACACGUCUUGAUCAACUUCCACAAAUAAAUAAUACGGAUGUUUCAUCACCAUUACUUCGUCUUCGUAUUGAAUUACUAAUUCGUGUUCACACAUGUUUUAUUAAUUCAUAUCAUAUGGAAGGAAUAUGUUUCGUACUUGAUCAUGCUCGUCAUAUAACAAUUUGA